Echinostoma caproni is the source of this 744-nucleotide messenger RNA. NCBI's taxonomy places the organism in Eukaryota, Metazoa, Platyhelminthes, Trematoda, Plagiorchiida, Echinostomatidae. The record is from the annotation of a GenBank genome assembly.
AUGAAAGCUCUUAAACCCGAUUACGCCCUAUUAUUCGGCGAUUGCGGAAUGAGUUCCGAAGGUCGGAAAGUCAGUAUGUACCUGAGGGACCAAAAUAUCAUAGAACUUUCAAUACUGUUACUACAGUGGCCUUAUUUUGCAUCAGAUCUGAGCAUUCCGAAUUACAUUAACUAUGGUCCGGUAUGGUAUUCUCUCGCUCGCUCGAUUGUAUCCAUGUUUCAGACAACAAGAGCUUUCCACGGUGGAUUGAGGUUAACUGAACUCCGAAUGGCACUGCACAAUGAUUUGUCUCGUGGGGAUGACACACAAGACGUAUUACUUCUAUAUCAUGUUAAGAUGGAUUUGCUCACCGCGGAUGAAAUGAAUCUGCUCACGGAUUUGUUUGUCACAAUGGAGGUAGUCGGUCGGGUUUGCCGUAAAUUGGAUGAGACAAAUAAAUUGAAUAAUGAACCGCGCCUUUCCGGAGUCGACUUGCCGAGUAGUGUGACAUUCUAUCUGUGGCUUUUUCAAUCUAUUUGUGAAAGAUCGAUUGAUACUCGGGACAGUCAGAUCAAUUUGGACGAAUGUACGGCCGCACGAAUUGCCGCCCACAUGUCACCCACGUUUCGCGAAUUGAUGUCCUGUCCAGAUGCGGAAGCCAGUCCAAACGAUGUGGAACAACCAAACAAUCGAAUCACUUUUGGUCAGAAAUCAUUCUACCCUCGAAUAAACAGGUCAGCAAUAUCUGGUUUGGCAAGCUUUUGA